Messenger RNA from Nematolebias whitei (Rio pearlfish), 1789 nucleotides. RefSeq names its product transmembrane protein 87B (gene tmem87b). Bases 5 to 1714 code for a protein of 569 amino acids. The record is from RefSeq and is a predicted model, not a curated record. Gene Ontology annotation, cellular component: Golgi apparatus; membrane. NCBI's taxonomy places the organism in Eukaryota, Metazoa, Chordata, Actinopteri, Cyprinodontiformes, Rivulidae. The transcript has 19 exons. Gene Ontology annotation, biological process: retrograde transport, endosome to Golgi.
AAACAUGGCAGCUGCUGUCAGGAUGCGGACGUGGAGCAGUCCGUCUAAAGGGGAUUUGUAUCCGUGGGUGGUCGUUCUUGUAGCUUUACUCUGUAGCGUAAAUGAAGCUGGAGCAGCUCCGGAGACAGGGUUGUGGAAAAUCAACGUUGAUAAUACCUCAAGACCACUGCUAUUGAGGAAAGUCAUGUUUGGAGUCACUGAUAUUGAACUGAAAGUUGUGUCUUUUUAUUGCCCCGGGGAGGUGAACUUUACUAUUCACUGGUUUUUAAAGUAUUACCACUGCUACAAUGAAUACAAUAAUAUUGAAGAGCUGUACGACAAGACGCCUCAGAGUCGUGGGCAUAGCCUGGAUCCAAAACCCAGCAGUCCGGGAGAGUACAUCGAACACAAACACGGUUCAAUAACGUGCACCAACGAUUUGCAUUCCUUUCCGAUGCUCAGAAAAUCCAAGGCAGCGCCACGUCCAGUCACCCUACUUUCCGAGAAAGAAAUGCUCGCAAAACUGGCCGAUAAGAGUUGGAUUUCUGAAGAGUAUGACAAUAUUAAGAACGGAAGUCAAAAAAUAAGAGACAAUGUCAUCACUACAACAUGGAGGGAUGGACCUUACCUGCUGGUUGUUAAAGUCGUGUCUUCAAAGAAAGAAAAUUGGAAUUUAACAGUUAAUGUGGUGAUGAAAGGCAACCAUGGCUUCAUCUCUGCCACCGAGUGGCCCCUCAUGAUCUUCUACAUGGUGAUGUGUGUAGUGUACAUCCUGUACGCUCUGCUGUGGUUUAUGUGGGCGGCCUGCUACUGGAAAGAUCUGCUGAGGAUCCAGUUCUGGAUCGCAGGGGUCAUUUUCCUGGGGAUGGUGGAGAAGGCGGUCUUCUGCGCGGAAUAUGAAAACACCAACACAGUUGGUUCUGCUUCUCAGGGCUUGUUAAUCUUUGCUGAGUUGGUCUCCGCUCUCAAAAGAACUUUGGCCCGGUUACUCGUCAUCAUUGUCAGCCUGGGAUAUGGCAUUAUAAAGCCACGACUUGGAACUGUGAUGCACAGAGUUGUGGGGCUCGGCUUCCUUUACUUUGCCUUUGCCAGCAUUGAAGGCAUCCUGAGGAUCACAGGGACAAAAGACUCUGACUUGGCCCUGCUGGCCAACAUUCCCCUGGCUCUGCUUGAUUCUUCUCUAUGCUGGUGGAUCUUUGUCAGCUUGGCACAAACCAUCAAAACCCUGAAGCUGAGGAGAAACCCCGUGAAGCUUUCUCUCUACAGGCACUUCACAAACACGUUAAUAUUCGCUGUCAUCGCUUCUAUCAUUUUUAUGGCUUGGUCUGCAAAAAAGUUACAUUUAGCUGAUUGCCAGUCUGACUGGGUUGAACUUUGGGUAGACGAUGCGUUCUGGAGGUUCUUGUUCUCCGUCGUUCUUCUCGUCAUAAUGUUUUUAUGGCGACCGUCUGCCAACAACCAAAGGUACGCGUUCACGCCUCUCAUGGACGACUCCGACGAUGAGGAGAUCGAGGAGUUCACUGCCUCUACAAACCUCGCUGACGGUAUAAAGUUAAGAGCAGCUAAAAGUGACACAAAUGGCACAGCGAAACCUCCAGAAACAAAUCCCGAUGAAGACUUAAAAUGGGUGGAGGACAACAUUCCUAGUUCUCUCACGGAUGUAGCUCUCCCAGUUCUGCUCGACUCAGACGAGGAAAUUAUGACGACGAAGUACGAGAUGUCAAAGCUGGAGUGAGGCGAAGCACUUGCAGCAGAUUGUGGAAGAACACGGCAGCAACGGACGGUUGCAAAGUGCCAGCUGUUUUUUUUU